Messenger RNA from Ectocarpus siliculosus, 1071 nucleotides. Lineage: Eukaryota; Phaeophyceae; Ectocarpales; Ectocarpaceae. The record is from the annotation of a GenBank genome assembly.
AUGCUCGCGUUGAUCCACACCGCCAACAGGGACUACAAGUCCCUCAUCGAGGACCUGGUGGCCUUGGACGUGCUCCCGGCCGACACGGACCGAGGACAGGUGGAGCCCGUGAUGAAGCGGGUGAUCGGUCCUUACGUCUUCGAGGGGGGUGGCGCGAAGAGUCUCAACUACCAGAGCCUGGCGAGGGACCUGGCUCGGGCGACUCUCGAGAUCCCCUUCAACAUCCCGCCCUACUUCGCGCUCAUCGCGAGGGCGUUGGGGAUUCUGGAAGGUGUGGCGCUGACGGGAGACCCUGACUACCGCAUCGUGAUGGAGGCGUACCCUUUCGUUACCCGCAAGAUCAUCUCCGACGACUCUCCGGCGCUGCAGAGGGCCCUGAGGGACAUUCUAUACAGCGAGGACGGUAAGUUCCUGGCGAAGCGGCUGUCGGUCCUCCUGAGCUACGCCACCGGCGUCGUCGCCGCAGACUCGGCCGUGUUCGUGGACUUCGACACGCUGCCCUCCACCGCCGCCUCCCUGAGCCAGACGCUGCAGUUCCUGCUCGCGGAGGAGGCCCGGCCGCUAAGGGCGGCUCUCGUGGGAGAGGCGUCGAACGCGGCCGACCUGGUGCUGAGGAGGGGCACGAGGCAGGCCGUGGUGAGGGCCAAGGACCUCCUCCGCCCGCCCCCGCCCCCUCUCCCAUUCCUGCCGCGGCUCCCUUCGCUGCCUUUCCCGGUGCCGGAGUCGGUCGUCGACGCCCUCAGCCCCAAGCUCACGGUGGAGGAGGACAUUUUCCUCGCGAGCCUUGAAGAGUUGGCGUACGCGUUGGCCGGGAUCGAACAGGGAACGGUAAGCGACGAUCCCUUGGCGACGAUACGACAGCUCCUGCAGGCGGGAAGCGACGGAAGCGGCGGCGCGGGGGAACUGGUGGAAUUUGUGCGAACGCUUCCGGGGGACUCCGAAAAGACGGAGGCAAUUUUUGAUGUUGGGUCGGAGGUUGUGCAGAACCUGGCUGACAGAGCCAGCGAGAGAUUCAACGGCUUGCUGUCUGGCGGCAGCGGCGGCGGCAGCGGCCGCGACGCUGGGCGAUGA